Linum trigynum is the source of this 923-nucleotide messenger RNA. The record is from the annotation of a GenBank genome assembly. NCBI's taxonomy places the organism in Eukaryota, Viridiplantae, Streptophyta, Magnoliopsida, Malpighiales, Linaceae.
GGGAUAUAUCUCUCAAUAUUACAAUUAAUAAUUAAAUUCAUAAUGGGUUACUACUACACCAGUGCAUUUGCUGCAUCGCUAAUGGCGACGGUGAUCAUUGUCCUAAUCGGCGGGGGGAAUUUACGCACUUCCUUUGGAGCUCCAAUUUGCGGCGACACUCCGGCGACCGAUCAGUCCACGUUCGCCGGUUACGGACAAGGACUUCUUGACAUUCUGGUGGGGGAGACGGCAAGGUGGGUCCCAGAUAAGUUCACCUACGGCGCGACGGUUCCGAGAAAUGGAGGUCCUGGUUCCGCUUCAGGCUUUGGCACUUGCGUUGAUCAAGGACCCAAAACUGCUGAGGAUUGCAGGAAAUGUCUCUUCCAACUGCAGCCGCAGUUGGAGGCAUGCCUGUACACCUCUUCUACCGGCGGAGCUAGCUAUGAAGGAAGGUGCAUGAUUCAAUUCUGGCAAAAUUACUAGUAGUAACUAAGUUGAAUUAUACCAAAUAUUGGUGUUGUGUUUGUGGUGCGCACGUGCUAUAAAUAUAUGUUACACCUGACUGUGUAUGCUUUAGUGUCUGGGGGAUAUGGCUUUCUUAAUUACUUGCAAUGGACCAUAUGAUGUAUAUUGCGCUUUGAAGUGUAAUAUGUGCAACCUUGGCACAUGUAAGGAAGUACCAAUGUAUUAAUUAAUUGAUAGAAAUAUCAAAUCAAAGAAUAGCAACAAGAAUAUGUUGGCAACCUCCAUUGCGAGGAUAUGUGACAUUAGGACUGGCUAUUUGGUUCGGAUUGUUGUUUUUACUCGAAACCGAACCGUAUAACCCGGACCGAGACCUGACUGGGACUGGAUAGCGAACAAUCUAAUCUCAUAUUCGGGCUUAGAUUUGAGGUAAAAAACCGUUUGGGACCGGAUCGAAAACUGGAUAAAUACCAGAUAAGAGA